GUUAACGAAUAGUCCUCUUCGGCGCAUAUCAAGAAGAUAUCAUAUCAUCAUAUCAAGAAGAAGAAGCCCCACGCUCCGACCCCACCGUUCAUCAUCUUCUCUACCUAAUCACUAUUCCUCUCGUCUCUGCACAUUUCUCUUCAAAUUCUUCGUCUAACCAUGGCCCUGCAACUAUGGGAGGCCUUAAAAGAGGCAAUCACAACAUACACGGGUCUAUCUCCGGCCACUUUCUUCACUGUUGCUGCUCUGGUUCUUGCUAUCUACUAUGUGGUGUCUGGGAUGUUUGGGUCAUCUGAUCAUAGUAACUAUCAGAGGCCCAGGGAGAUGGGGGAGGAGAUGCAGCCCCUGCCGCCGCCGGUUCAGGUUGGGGAGAUCAGUGAAGCGGAGUUGAAGCAGUAUGAUGGGUCUGAUCCUAAGAAGCCUUUGCUCAUGGCCAUCAAGGGCCAGAUCUAUGAUGUUUCUCAAAGCAGAAUAUUUUACGGACCUGGGGGACCUUAUGCGUUGUUUGCUGGAAAGGAUGCUAGUAGAGCCCUUGCCAAGAUGUCCUUUGAGGAGAAAGAUCUUACUGGUGAUGUCUCAGGGCUUGGUCCUUUCGAGCUUGAGGCCCUUCAAGAUUGGGAAUACAAGUUCAUGAGCAAAUAUGUCAAGGUUGGAACUGUCAAGAAGGCAGUGGCCGAAAGUGAGGGAACUGCUAAUGGUGAAUCUUCAGAGGCGACCGAGCAAGAGGUUAAGCAAGCUGAUGUUUCACCCGAGAAUGCCAAGUUGGCAGAGGAUGGGCCAUCUAAAACCGUUAACCCUGUGGAGCAUACUACACCAGAAUCCAUUUCUAGUGAUGGAGUUAGUGCAUCUGAUGGCAAUGCUGACAAAAAGGACUAGAGGCCGCCAUAUGUUCAUCAAAAGCACCAAAGCGUGAUGUGAUCGAGGAAAGCAGCAGCCUCUUAUGAAGGGGUGGUGAAGAGCGUUAUUGGAUGUCUAUCUGUUAUCUACUUUUCGUGAAAACUUAAUUCUAGUGUAGAAUGCUUCUGUAGGUAAACUUCUUGUCUGAACUCCCAGUCUGCUGUAAUGAAAUAAUGAACCAACCAUUUUAUACCCUAAUUAACAAUGCCUAGCAGUGUAUACCUGUA
Messenger RNA from Ipomoea triloba (trilobed morning glory), 1124 nucleotides. RefSeq names its product membrane steroid-binding protein 1-like. The record is from RefSeq and is a predicted model, not a curated record. The transcript is spliced from 2 exons. NCBI's taxonomy places the organism in Eukaryota, Viridiplantae, Streptophyta, Magnoliopsida, Solanales, Convolvulaceae. Bases 160 to 876 code for a protein of 238 amino acids. Gene Ontology annotation, cellular component: endomembrane system; membrane.